Messenger RNA from Kwoniella shivajii, 5733 nucleotides. RefSeq lists its product as uncharacterized. The transcript is spliced from 14 exons. NCBI's taxonomy places the organism in Eukaryota, Fungi, Basidiomycota, Tremellomycetes, Tremellales, Cryptococcaceae. Gene Ontology annotation, biological process: positive regulation of Rho protein signal transduction. The record is from RefSeq and is a predicted model, not a curated record. Gene Ontology annotation, molecular function: actin binding; calcium ion binding; guanyl-nucleotide exchange factor activity. The coding region runs from base 1 to 5733 and encodes 1910 amino acids.
AUGCAGCCAAAUCAAUGGCAGCAGUCACAGUACUCCUCUUACCCCUCAUUCCAACAACCUCAGCAGACUGGUGCUCCCCAAACAGGUCAAGGCUUUGGUUCUAAUCCUUCCUUCAUGUCAUCUCAACCCACUGGAUAUCCUCAACAACAAAUGCAACCGAUGCAGACCGGAUACCCACAACAGCAACAACAAAGGCAACAACCCACAGGUAUGCAAGGCGGAGGCAUGGGUGGUAAUUAUUCGUUCCUUAAUCAGCCUCCGCCCACAUCGUCGUUCCAAUCCAACAACCUCGCUCCCCAAAUGACAGGCUAUCCAGGCGGUGGAGCGAGCGGUCUCAUGUCCCAGCAAACCGGCUAUCAAGGUGGUGGAUUGAUGUCUCAACCCACAGGUUAUCCAGGUGGGAUGCUGUCACAACCCACUGGUAUGGGUAGGCUUCAAGCUCAACCGACCGGCUUACCGCACGAUCCUAGGUUACAACAGAUGAUGCAAUCUUUCAUGCCUUCUAACAUCAGUCAGCCAUUUGCUUCUUCAGGUAUACCUCAGUUCAAUCAACAAACCUCUCAACCACUUAGUCAAUCUUUCCAAUCUCUUCUUCAGAAUCCAUCAGUCAACACGCCAAAGGUACCCUGGACAUUGUCCAGACAGGAAAAGAAGGAUUAUGAUCAGAUUUUCCGCGCUUGGGAUACUAAAGGCGACGGGUUCAUAUCCGGUGAAAUGGCAAGAGAAGUGUUCGGUCAAAGUGGAUUGGACCAAGAUGGUCUGAUGAAAAUCUGGAACCUCUCUGAUAAAGAUAAUCGAGGAAAGCUCAAUUUACCCGAAUUCCACGUCGCUAUGGGUCUUAUCUAUCGAGCGCUUAAUGGGAAUUCAAUACCUGACACUCUUCCGGAAGAGCUUGUUCCUGCUUCCAUGAGGGAUAUCGACACCACAGUAAAUUUCAUGAAAGACCUCCUUCGUCAUGAAGCUUCCAGUCGCUCAAACACUUCCUCUCCGGGAUAUGGUGGGAACAGCCCUGCACCAACUGGUGGUCCGAAAGAUGCCCUGAUGUAUAAACACUCCGACGAAGCACCCUCUACUUAUAAACCUUCCUCACGUCAUCUGGACCGAAAAUCAGUCAGAUAUUCUGGGGAAGAUCCUGAUGCUGGUCUCAAAGACAUUCGACGCAAACUCCAAAACACUUCUUCUCUUCUUGAGAAAUCGGCUGAGAAGAGCACGGAGGACGAAGAGCUGGAAGAAGAAGUUGAGACUUUGCAAUACCGAGUCAAGAGAAUAGAAGAAGACAUCGAAUACACUUCAAAAGGUCGACGUACAGCUGAAAAGGAUGAAGAAAGGCGUAAACUUGAAAGAGAGUUACUAUAUUUGAUGCACGAGAAACUCCCUGAACUUGAACGAAGACAAGAGAGAAGACAAGAAGAAAGAGCUAUGGAAGAGAGAGCUGGUGUGCGACGCAGGGAUGAACGAAAUCAAACUCAUGGUAGAUACGACAACAGAGAAAGAGAAAGAGAUGAUCACGACAGGUAUAGGGGUACUUUCGAUCGAGAGAGAGAAAGAGAUAGAUAUGAUCGUGAUCAGAGGGAUACCAGGGAUCGUGACAGGGAUUUUGAUCGAUAUGAUCGGGACUCGUCACGAGAUAGAAGAGGUUCAUAUGAUCGACCUAGAUCACCACCUUCAUCUAGAGCUCCACCUCCUGCACCACCUCCAGCCGCUGUAGCGGCAGCUGCUUCCGCUCCACCUCCACCGCCUGCACCCUCUCAAGCUGCUGCUCCUUCCACAAAGAACAUGACACCUGAAGAACGAAAGGCUUACAUUCGUGAACAAGCCCAGCGUAGAAUCAACGAUCGACUUCGUGCUUUGGGCGUUGAAUCUGCUCCUUCCGCCGAAUCAGCUGUCGAUACUAGUGUCCAAGAUAGACUUGACAAAGAGAAACAGGAAGCUGAGGAAAAAUCCAAACAAGCUGAAGCUGAGCAAGUCGCUAGAGACGAAGCUAGGAAGAAGAGACUAGCUGAUGCCGGCGGAUCUGCACACGAGGACGAGAAACCUGCUUCAACUCCGGCUUCACCUGCUCAACCCUUGAAAUCAGCUUUUAAAAAACCUGGAGCUCCUCCUCCCGCUCCUCCCUCUCGACCCAAAGUUCCACCUGCACCCCCUACCUCAAGACAUGCAUCCACUCCUGCUGCUCAACCUGCUCCUAAACCUGCUGCUCAACCGGAAGAAGAUCCCGAAGAGGCUGAAUUCAGGAGAAAAGAGGAAGCGGCUGCUAAAGCUAGAGCUGAACGCAGAGCGAGAUUGGAAGCGCUCCAAAAGGAAGAGGAAGAAGAACGUAAACAGGAAGAAGCUUUACUCGCAGCGAGGCAGAACCGAAGUAAAGCACCUACACCUGCUGCUAUAUCUACUCCGGCGGAGACUGUAUCCUCGCCACCCCCGCCACCACCUGCACCUCCCGCUCCUGCACCUCCAUCUGAUACAUCUUAUAAUCCUUUCAGAAAACCUGGUGCUGCUCCUGGUGCCACUCCUUCUCCCGCUGCGCCUGCCACCGGAGGAUUCAACCCCUUCUUCAAACCUCAAGCUGCGGCUUCGUCGACUACGCCUAAAUCGCCAGGAAAUUCGGCACCACCUGCGCCGCCACCUGCUCCCCCUGCUCCUCCAGCACCACCGGUAGGUCAGGUUGCCAAAAAUGAUUUCCGGCCUGCACCUGAACCAGAAUGGGAAGAUAUCAAUGAGAAGGAAGCCGACUCGGACGAUUCUUCAUCCGACGAUGAGACCUUCUCCUCACGAGUUGGAAGACAAGGUCUUGCUCAAGCUUUGUUUGGUAGUAUUUUGGGAGGAGGAUCAAGCUCACCUACCACAUCCAGACCUGGAUCCACCGCACCCGCUCCUCCGGCUGCGCCUCCUGCUCCUAGAGCUCCUCCAGCUGCUUUAGCCAAUUUGGGUGGUGGCGGUGAUCCGGCUCAAUCUCGAGGCGCUCUCCUGUCUGCCAUUCAAGGAGGUGCUAGACUCAAGAAAGCUCAAACUGUUGACAAGUCUGGUCCACCAGCAGCCGGUAAGGUUGUCGGAGACGCUGCACCACCACCUCACAUUUCUGAUCAACCCAGGGCUAUCUCGCCUCCACCUCAACCACGUGAAGACGAAGAAGAUCACUUUGCUACAAGGAACGCUAAUCGACAGAGUGUAGACUGGUAUGCUGGCUUAGCCGCCGAUUCAAGCCAUCCAGCUGCUAGUCAUGCCGAAGAAUCGACAUUACCUCCAACAAGGGAAGAGGAUGAACCCUCCCAUGCUAUUUACGAGGAGAUCAAAGGAAAAGAGGAUGCGUCUUCAGGAGACGAUUUGGAAGACUUUGAUCUAUCCAAGACUCUACGCGUUCGAUCCCUUUACGAGUUCACUGGUACCAGAGAUGUUGACCUUAGCUUCAAAGAGGAUGUAGUCCUUGAGGCUCAUCCGGCCAAGGAUGCAAGCAGCGCCUGGUGGUUUGGUACAUCAGUCAAAGAAGGAAGUAAGGGGUGGUUCCCCAAAGACUACGUUGAGGAAUUGCAUGUUACUCGGGCAAAAGCGUUGUUCGACUAUCCCGGUGGCGAAGAGGAUCAGCUUCCUUUCAUGGAAGGUGACAUAAUUGCUAUUGUCGAUAACUCAGAUCAGGAUUGGUGGAAGACAGAGAAAGCCGGGGUGAUUUUCCUUGUCCCUGCAAGCUACCUAGAAAUACAAGACAUUAAAUCAAAUAAUGAUGAAACUGACCAUACUUUAGCUGCGACACCACCUAUCAAGGCGGUUGCAUCCAGUACUAACCUCAAUCCCAAUCCUAGUUCCGGUCCCCGAUCUCCAAAGGAAAAUCGAGCUAGACCUACAUCAAUGCUAUCUGUCAUGUCUGGUACCGGUCGAUCACCCUCAUUCAUUUCCGAUGACGAGGGAUCAUCAUCAUCAGAAGACUCAGUGUUAUCGUGGUGGUCAUCAGAUGAAGAAGGUUCAGAUGACGAGGACUAUGAAGAAAGGGAGAUCGACGCUGCGGAAGAGGCCGGGCGAAAGAGAAGGGAGGAAGAAAGACAAAAGAUUCUUUCCGCUGCUGGGUUGCAGAUCAAAAGAGGGCCGCCACCAAUCCCAGGUGUAGGGGCAAACAAAAAUCGAGUUGUAUCUAGACGUCGACCACCACCUGGUGUACCAGGGAAGAAAAGAAGAAAGGCCCCUGCUGUCCCAAAUGCUGCAUCUUCACCUGCGGAAGAUUCCUCGUUUAGCUUGUGUCCAGCUGAGCACGCCGAUAGAUCAGAUGUACAAGGACCUCAAGAUGCUUACGCACGAUAUGAAGCAUUCCUUAACCAUUCUCAACGACCUCAAGCGCUGCGAGCAGACUCCAAUCCAAAUAGAGCUAGAAGUCAAAGUUUGAUUCAGAAAGCUACUAUGAAUCAAGCUAUUACUCCUCAAUUUACUGGUCCCAGUCCAGUUUCAACGUCAGCCAGCAAUGCUGAUGCUGUUACGCCUCAAUCACCAGCUACGUCGACGACGACUUCGACUUCAGCCACUACAGGCGGUAGAUUGUCAGGCUUUUUCAACAAAUUAAUGGCCCCUCAUCCUCAUCAAGCGGAGAAAAAGCUUCCAAACAUAUCAGGACCAAUGACUAGGAUCGAAAGUGAUCAAUCCUUGGGAGAUGACAGACCAGACACACCAAAUUCUUCAGCCGGAGCUAAUGGAGAUUUCGGUAAAACCUGGGGCAGUUUGGUCGAACCGAGUGUAUUAGCUACUAUGAGCGAGAAAGAACGAAAGAGGCAAGAAGCCAUCUUCGAGUUCAUAGGUACUGAAGCCGGAUAUGGAAGAGAUCUACAGUUGAUCGUCGAAGUGUUCUACGCUUCUCUUAUUCCAUUAUUGGACGAGAAAUCACUCGAUAGCAUUUUUGCUAAUAUAGAAGACAUACUGUUGUUCAAUACUUCGUUUUUGAGUUCAUUAGAAGACAGACAAAAGAGCUAUAGACUAUACAUCGAUAAAAUAGGUGACAUACUGGAAGAUCAUUUAGCCAAUGCAGGAGUUUAUACGACAUACUGUGUGAACCAACAAUCGGCAAUGAAACUACUCCAAAGCUUACGAGAAGCGAAUCCUGAAGUAGCAGCCCACCUGCAGUCGAUUCGGGAGACUAAUUCAGCGGUACGGGGUUUAGACAUAUCGCAUUUCCUUUUGAGUCCCAUGCAACGGAUUACUCGAUAUCCUCUGCUCAUCAAACAGAUCAUUCACUACACAGACCCUUUCGGCCCAUCCUCAGAACCAAACGCUGAUCUACCACAUGUCCAGAAUGCCCUGGAGAUGGUAGAAAGGAUCGUUGGGCAGAUCAAUGAGAGUGUGAGAGAUGCUGAAGGAGAUGAACGAUUGAAGGCCUUAAGUGAGAACCUGUGGAUCGGCGGUGAAGGCCGACUUGACCUUACAGCUCCUACAGCACUGAUGGGGUCUCGAAAGUUACUAAAAGAAGGUCGCGUUAGUAAAGUCAAAUCAAAUAGGAAAUUGAUAAUGGUGCUAUGUAAUGACAUCAUCGUGCUUCUUGACGGAACCGAUUUAUAUCGUAUGCCGAUCCCACUACACGAAGUCCAGGUUCAUCAAGGUCGAGACGACACUAGUUUCGUUUUGAAGAUAGACGCCAAGAGAGGUGGAGACAUGAUUGGCCUUCGUGGUGCAUCCUCUCGGGAUGUCAAAGACUGGACAAGUGUAAUUUCUACAGCUAGAUCUAAAGCUUUGAAAGCCAGGGGCGAUCGACGAUCUACAUGA